This is a messenger RNA of Cordyceps militaris CM01, 1137 nucleotides long. RefSeq lists its product as uncharacterized. Bases 1 to 1137 code for a protein of 378 amino acids. The record is from RefSeq and is a predicted model, not a curated record. NCBI's taxonomy places the organism in Eukaryota, Fungi, Ascomycota, Sordariomycetes, Hypocreales, Cordycipitaceae. The transcript has 2 exons. Gene Ontology annotation, cellular component: endoplasmic reticulum.
AUGAAAUUCACCGCCGGGAUCAUUGCGGCCCUUGCGAGCUGUACUACGGCAGCUGCGACUACGGGACACGCCUUUACUUUUCCCCACGAUGAGUCCGUCUCAACAACUUCCCUCCACCGCAGCCUAGCCAGGCUCGUGUUCCUCCAGCGCCUGGCCAGCCCCGGCGAGGGCCCAUCGAUCAGAGAUAUCCCCGACGACGUCAGCGCCGACGAUGCCGUUUCUACAUUGAACAAAUUCGCUUCCUCGAGAGAUACUUUGUUUGCGUCCCAGCCGACGACUAAGCGACUGCUUAUCAUGGUUGAUGGCAUGACUGCGCAACAAAUAAAGGAUGCUGGGCAAGCUCUGGGUCAGGAUGCGACUUUUACGAUAAAUGAUCUGCCUUCCUCCGCCGCCAAUCGCGAUUUUUUCGAAAUUGAUACCUACAAUGCGGGCGCGACGAAGCGACACAGCUGCUCACUGAGCGAGAUUGUGCAGAUGAAGGACGGCAAAUGCUGGAGUGAAUCAUCUUCUGCUGCCAGAUUCAACGUCGCAGAGAAGCCAGAGUCGAUGAAGAGUAUCCUCGAAGCUUUGCGUUCCAUCCCCAAGCUUGCCGAAGCCGGAAAGGUCGAAGCCACUGUCGUCCUCCUCCCCGGAACGGGCAACGACGCGAAGCCUUCAUGGUCUGAUAAACCCCAAGAGCUUCGCCGUCGACAAGCUGAGCAAGUCAUAUCUUCCAACCAUAAGGCGGCUCCUGUGAGCCUUGUUCACCCUGUUGCCAGCUCCUCAACAUCACCCACCCCAAAGAAGCCCAUCCCCGCUUGCUUCAGUUCCAGCGAGAGCUGCGUUGAGGGCACAAACAAUUGCACCGGAGGUCAUGGAUCAUGCGUAAACAAAUACGGUGCAGUUCCUGAGAACCCGAAGGAAGGAGAUGUCUGUUUCGUGUGCCAUUGCAAGUCCACCGCCAAUAAAAACAGCGGGCCGACGCACUGGGGUGGACCAACAUGCGCUAAGCAAGAUGUCAGUGUACCGUUCUGGCUCUUUUUCGGGUUCACUGUUAUUAUUGUUGGUGUCGUCUGGAUGGCGAUCAGCUUGCUCUACAGCGUUGGUGAAGAGAAGCUUCCAGGUGUCAUUGGCGCAGGCGUUUCUCGCGCAAAGUAA